This is a messenger RNA of Alternaria ventricosa, 417 nucleotides long. RefSeq lists its product as uncharacterized. The transcript has 2 exons. Lineage: Eukaryota; Fungi; Ascomycota; Dothideomycetes; Pleosporales; Pleosporaceae. The coding region runs from base 1 to 417 and encodes 138 amino acids. The record is from RefSeq and is a predicted model, not a curated record.
AUGCCUGCAACAGACAUCUUCCGCCGUUUGAAGACGAGCAGAAAGAAAAAUAAAGUACCAGAAAGCGACAAGCAUACCGAGGAGCCAGCCGAAGAGUUGUUCUCCACGGCAGGCGCUUACGGCCUCAGAACAGUAGCGGAAGGAGCGACUGAUACCGUAGAUAUCGUGUUUGUUCACGGCCUCACUGGAAACCGUGAAACUACAUGGACAUACAAGAAGGCCAUCUUCUGGCCAAAAGACCUCCUCGCGAAGGACCUUGAUCACGUGCGCAUCUUCACAUUCGGAUACGACGCAGAUGUGGUCAAGCUCCUCACCAUCGCCGGCGGAAACACCGUACGCGACCACGGGAAGUCCCUCGCUCAAGACCUCUCCUUGCGAAGAGCAGAAACGAACACAGUACGCGAAUCACAAGUUUAG